Molecule: messenger RNA, 597 nt
Organism: Naegleria fowleri
Lineage: Eukaryota; Heterolobosea; Eutetramitea; Acrasida; Naegleriidae
Exons: 4
Coding region: 1-597 (198 amino acids)
Source: RefSeq, a predicted model, not a curated record
AUGCUAAACACUUCGAACACUCAGUUUCACGUCCUUCUUGGAGUCUCAUUUGUCUUGACAAGUCUUGCCAUGCUGGUUAGGGCAAACGAUGAUUCUACUUCUUCUUCUUCGGGUGCAAGUGUCAAAGUUGUUUAUGUAGAGAAAGAUGGAACAACGCGAGUCGAAGAUUAUGAUUAUUUGUUCAGUUCUGCUUUUACUCAACUCAUUUGUCACUUGGUGUCUUUUAUUUUACCGGCCUAUGCGUCAUUCAAGGCCAUUCGAUCACCACAAUCAAAUGAUGACAAGCAUUGGUUAAUUUAUUGGAUUAUUUAUGCUCUCAUUCAUGUGUUCGAGUAUUACUUGUUGGUCAUUGUUGUCUUUAUUCCAUUUUAUUGGGAAAUUAAAUUCUUUUUCAUUAUUUGGCUUAUUGCACCCCAAACCAGAGGUGCCACACUCCUUUAUGUAAAAUAUGUGGAGCCAUUCCUCAAUAAGCACGAACAAGAAAUUGAUGAACAAGUGUCCAACGUUCAAAAGAGAGCCAGUGUUGCAGUCCAAGGUUUGGCAAAACAGGUCGUUCAUUCUGUCAUCAGUGGAAGCUUUGAACAAAAAGAAAAGUAA